Molecule: messenger RNA, 658 nt
Organism: Triticum dicoccoides
Lineage: Eukaryota; Viridiplantae; Streptophyta; Magnoliopsida; Poales; Poaceae
Product: photosystem II 10 kDa polypeptide, chloroplastic-like
Exons: 5
Coding region: 60-482 (140 amino acids)
Biological process (GO): photosynthesis
Cellular component (GO): thylakoid membrane; photosystem II oxygen evolving complex; photosystem II
Source: RefSeq, a predicted model, not a curated record
AGCCGUGAGAGAAACCAAAUUGAACUGAAAGAGAGUGAGCCUAGUGAGUGAGCACAAACAUGUCUGCCUCUGUCAUGGCGUCUUUGGUUCUGCUGAAACCAUCUCCCUCUCCACUGUUAGGACGAGCGAAGCUCCGGGGUGUGCGACCAUCGGCGAGGCCAUCGCUGCUCAUAGUAGCCAGCAAGAAGGCGAAGAAGGUCCAGACUGCCCAACCCUACGGGCCUGGUGGUGGAGUGGUGUUCAAGGAAGGCGUCGAUGCGUCCGGAAGGGCGGCCAAGGGGAAGGGUGUUUACCAGUUUGCCGACAAGUAUGGAGCAAACGUUGAUGGGUACAGCCCGAUAUAUACACCAGAAGAAUGGUCUCCAAGUGGUGACGUUUAUGUUGGAGGAAGGACAGGGCUGUUUCUCUGGGCAGUCACUCUUUCUGGAAUUCUGUUGGGUGGUGCUCUUCUUGUCUACAAUACUAGUGCCUUGGCUUCUUGAAGCCUGUGCGGCAUACCAAAAUAUGCACCAGCGAUGUGUAUUGUACGGGUUACAACCGUAACGACAUAUGUAACUGAAUGUAAAUACCAGUACCCGCAGUCAAUAAUACCGACAAUUAAUUACUAAUGUUCUCCUGUAAGCAGCAUGGUGCAAGCAUGAUUAAGUUUUCAGUGCAA